This is a messenger RNA of Culicoides brevitarsis, 1869 nucleotides long. RefSeq names its product WD repeat-containing protein 37 (gene Wdr37). NCBI's taxonomy places the organism in Eukaryota, Metazoa, Arthropoda, Insecta, Diptera, Ceratopogonidae. Gene Ontology annotation, molecular function: protein binding. The transcript has a single exon. The record is from RefSeq and is a predicted model, not a curated record. The coding region runs from base 64 to 1467 and encodes 467 amino acids.
UUUGCUCGAAAAGUUUUUUUGGAAAAGUUUCGCAAGAGAAAAGUCAAUUUGUGAUCGGAAAAGAUGCAAAACAGUCGCGCCUUUUACAAAAGCGCGAAACGUAACUCUCGUCUCACGAGCUUGACGGAAGAUCUCUCGGGAACAGACCCUCCUUACCGCGAAAAACUCCACAAUUUGUUCGCCCAAAUCGAAUCGACGUUCGAUGCUCUGUAUGCGGAAAAUUUAGCUUUGCAAGAAAAACUCGAAGCUGUUUACGCGAAACAGGGCGUUCCUGAUUGUACUCCCGCCAAUGUUCAAGGGCAAGGCGACGAAUCGUUGGGCACAGAUACGGCAAGCAGCAAAAGCUUCAAAUCGAAACUCGCAAGUUCAGGGUCAAAGUUGAAAACGAGCUACAAAAUCAAGGCACAAACGAGUAAAAUUGUGUCGUCGUUCAAGGCGCAUUCUGUCGUCAGUACCGCGGUGCGCGAAUAUGUCGGGCACAAAGAUGGCAUUUGGUCCGUGGCAACGAAAAUCGGGCAACCCAUAAUCGGGACAAGUUCAGCGGAUCACACAGCGUGCAUUUGGGGCAUCGAAAGCGGAAAAUGUUUGUUGCAAUAUCAAGGUCACAACGGUUCCGUGAAUUCAAUUCGUUUCCAUCCGUCGCAAGAUUUGGUGUUGACGGGCAGCGGCGAUGGCACAGCUCACGUUUGGCAAGGUUUCGUCAAUUACGAUAAAUCUGUGAAAAAAUCCGCGCAUUCAUCGGAUGACGAACUAACGGAAGCUGAAACGGAAGACGAACGAAUUGACACACUUCGAACGCCAGUUUGCGAAUUAGCAGGUCCCGGAGGUCAUACGUCAGUUGUCGUUGCCGCUGAUUGGCUUCCGGGCGGAGAUCAAAUUGUGACAGCAAGUUGGGAUCGCACCGCGAUUUUAUGGAAUGUCGAAACCAAAGAGCCCAUUCAAACGCUUACGGGACACGAUGGCGAACUCACCUACUGCUCUGUCCAUCCCUCACAACGCCUUGUCGUUACCGUUUCGCGAGACAGCACAUUUCGCUUGUGGGAUUUCCGACAAGAAAUUCCCGCCGUUUCCGUUUUUCAAGGUCACACGGAGAGCGUAACGUCAGCUGUUCUCACGAAAGACGACAAAGUCGUAUCGGGCUCCGACGAUCGCAGCGUCAAAGUUUGGGAACUGAAGAAUAUUCGGGCAGCUCUGACACACAUUCGCACCGAAAGCGCCGUAAAUCGCUUGGCAGUCUCCGCAAAUUCCGUAAUUGCAAUUCCGCAUGACAAUCGAGACGUGCGAUUAUUUGACAUCAAUGGACAACGCAUCGCUCGUCUCUCGCGAACGAACCGACAAGGACACAGUCGAAUGGUUUCCUGUGUGGCUUGGAGCGAAGAUCCCUCGGCAGUUGUGAAUUUGUACUCGGCAGGCUUCGAUAAGAAGGCCAUCGGAUGGAAUGUGCUGCUGCCCAAGGAGAAUAACUGAAAGGGAAGGAAAAGUUCAGUAGCUGAACGAUCAAAGAUUUGAAUUAAGGAAAAAAACAUUCGCUCGCGAGAACUAAAAAAAAAAAUCAAUUUAAAUUACCACCAAAAAAAUUAAAAAAAAGCACCUGUUCGUCAAUUUUAUGUCUCUCAUUUACUUUCGUAGUUAAAGAAGUACUUAAAAAAAUGUUGUACUAAAAAAAAUAACCACAGUCUGUUUAGUGCUAUAGACAUAGAAAAACAUGACAUUUAUCAAAGAAAAUAAAUAAAAAAUUAGAUUUUAGAAGAGCAAGAAACUGAAAAGAAAUCCUAUUGUUAACUAAUCUAACAAUCUAUUUUAUGUAAGAAAAAAAUCUUGUUAAAUAACUUAUAAUAAAUUAUCAAUAAAGAUCAAUUAAUGGAUGAA